AUGGCACAGCAGAGGUCCCGGCCGGGGCAAGCGGCGUUCAACUUUCCCUCGCCCAACAUGCAACGAGCACAUCCAGAUGCAUUCCAAGAUGCCGUGAUGCAUGCCAAGAAUGCGAUGAGAGCUUACGAACCUGCUGUUCUGCGUCAAGCCGUCCGUGAACUAUGGGAGCUGACCCUGGUCGGCUCCGAGUACCACAGCUCCUUUAUUUGUAGCACAAUGCUUCACAGGGCUCCUCUGGCCACACUGAGCCGCUCCAUUGAGCAGCACGGAGCUCGCGCUGUGAAGGCCGCGACGAGCGAGAUUGCCAAGCACCUAACGAUGGAGGGCCUGGAUCUGGUGGCGCCUAUUCUGCUACCCAAGUUGAGUCUCCUGUUUCUGGACAAGGCCCUCGGACUUCGCCUCGAGUCCAUCGGGGCGCAGCAGCUCGUCAACGCGCUCGCUAGGGCGGAGCGUUUAGGCUACGACGUUCGCGACAUGGUGACGGGGACGGGAGCGGGGACGGGGAACCAUACUGGCCCUCCGCGGCAAGAAAAGGUGAUUCCCACGGCGAAUCCGAUCCCCGCACCGCCGGUCUCCAUGCUGCCAGGGGGGUCACAGGCAGGGCCGGGGUCAGGACCAGCCUCAUCUGGGGCAGUCCUUCUUCCGUCUGACCAAGAGAUCAUGAAACUUGGCAUUGCCUUUUGCGAAAAUUGCAACCGGCCCUGUGCAGGCUUCAAGGCGCUGCUGGCGCACCGGCGCAGCGGGCUUUGCGGAAGGCCACCAGCUCCGCUUGAUAGAUUGGGAAAGGAUUACUGCUUGUUUUGCGGACAGCACUUUACCGGAAACGGUGGGCUGGCGUACCACAUGAAGAACAAUGUCUGCGGCACCUACACAUCUGAGCAUACCGACGCGUUGACAAGACUUUUUACCGACGCGGACCAAGUAUGGAAGACGAACCAGUCGCAGGCGAAUACACCAACCAGGGAAGCCCCCAUCAUCUCGAGCCGAUCCACCCCGCAACAGUCCCAGAGAUUCGGGACUCCCAAGACUGACCCGUACAGUCAGCUUGAUGCCAACAGCCGCCUCGCGUUCGACGCUGCCAUGGCCAGGAUCGAGUAUCAGUAUCAGGACGGGCAGAAGAAGGCGGCGAAUAUGCCGCCGAUGCUGCAAAAGACUGAACUGGCUCGGCUGAAGAACCUGUACAACAACAAGCAGAGCACGACGCGCAAAAAGUUUGGCAUUAGACUGCGUGAGCGUCGGUCCAAGUCUGAAAUCGACGAGGAGCGCAACCGCAUGCUCAGCGGCCGUCCGGAAACGCCGGCAUCGACAGGAUACCGACGCGGCUCGGAGGUGGAGUCGUCGGCAUCGACAGGAUACCGACGCGGCUCGGAGGUGGAGUCGCCGGCGUCGACGAGAAAGAGAGCUCACUCGCAGGUGGACGGAGCCUCCGUGUCCGCUGGCGACCGUGACAGCGUGGGCGGACAAAGAACGCCAAAAUGGGGUCCUGCCACUGAGGUGGGCAGUGAUGUGCCUGCAUCGCCUGCGAAUGGCGCGACAACUGGUCCGACUUCAAAGAGGGCGUCUCCGGUGCUUUCUCAAGCGAACGCGCCGUUGACGACUAGUGUCGCGCCUCAACCAAGCGCACCUUCAGCCAAUGGUGCCACGUCGCGACCGAUGCCCAUGUCAAUCGCCGGGUCGUACACGGCACCGAUCCGCACGGCGGGCAAGGAAACGGAGGCGAUUGAGAUUGACGACUACGACGAUGACGAGGAUGAGGAGGACGACUUCGAUGACGAUGGCGGUGAGGAGGAAGGAACUGCUAGUGGCGAUCAGUCCGACACAGAGAUGGGCGGAUGA
Messenger RNA from Beauveria bassiana ARSEF 2860, 1836 nucleotides. RefSeq lists its product as uncharacterized. Lineage: Eukaryota; Fungi; Ascomycota; Sordariomycetes; Hypocreales; Cordycipitaceae. The coding region runs from base 1 to 1836 and encodes 611 amino acids. The record is from RefSeq and is a predicted model, not a curated record. The transcript has 2 exons.